UGUAUCGAGAAAGCCACUUGUGUGUUACGGAGUUUUUCAUCUGUUUCAUCGUUGUGCAGUGAUAGGCUACCACGAUGGGCCCGGUGCUGGGAAUUAUUUUCUUUGCCUUGUUAUCUCUUGGGGUUUCCCAAGAGUCAACUAGUCCGGAAGAUAUCAACGAGAAAACAAAUACUGUAGACCCCCCGCCAUCUGUUCGGCUCGAUCCUUACAUUCGAAAAGCUUUAUUGAAAGCUCUUACUGAUCUAGAAGAUAGUGAAAGUUUUACCGUUGCAGAUUCUACAGAUGAAACUUUUCCUAUUGACUCCGAUAUUUUAAAUACAAGGGAGGACGUUAGAGUUGGAGAGGCUAACAAAGAUAAUAUAAAAAUUCAUUCUUUUGUUGUUAAUGGGCAAGCAGCUUUUGCUAAUACUUCUAAUACCAGUCCAACAUUUAUAGACGAUAAAAUAUCCAUUUUAGGCACAACGGUCGGCAAUGUUGAAAAUUAUGUUACUGCCACCCUUCCCACACAAUCAACGUUUAGUGAAAUAUUUCAGACUAGAGAAAGUGGCGUUAAUUUACAACAAGUCCGAAGCAUACAAAGCACAACUAAAUCUAAAACCGAUAUAGCGCACAAUAAAUAUGUAACUUUAAAACCAAAAAGUACUGUAAGUACAACAACAACUAAAACAACAACGACAACGACCACGCCAAAACCAACCCACAACGACGAUGGAGAAAAUAUUGAAGAUGUUGAUAAAAAGGAUGUUCAAGUUUUUCAAGCUCCUUUAGUGGCAGCUUUUACCGUGCAUCAAGAUGCAGAUGGCGUUCCAAAAAAAGUUAUACCAAUAUAUCAACAGACUACCAAUCAAGAUAUUUUGAAAGCUUCGCCUACGUCAAAUGUGUUGACACAGAAGCUACCUAUCGAAAGUUUUCCAAAUAUACCAUCAUCAGAAUUUAUAAAUCACCAACUGUCAUUACAGAAGCAGUUGGAAGAAAAGCAGAGAAUACUAGAAGAGCAACUUCGAUUUUUACAAAUACAACAGCGGCAACAAGAAGAGUUGCUAAGAAAUCAACAACUUUUUUUCCAACAGAAAGAAGCCCUAAGACAUCAAUCGUUGUUCGAACAAGAACAAUUGAAAAGACAACAAAUUCUCAUAGAACAACAGAAAAUUUCCUCUAAUCAAAUAAAUAAUAAAUUUGCUGUACAUAAGAAUACCCCACAAAGCCAUUUAAAUCCAAAUAAUGCACUUCGUCCUCAAAAAUCUCAAGUGUCAAUUCAACCAAGUCUGUCUUUUGAUCAGUCUAGUACAUUAGCAGCACAUCAGCAACUACCAAAUAAAGAAGCGGUAGAUUUUCUCAUAAAUUUACGUAGACAACAUCCUGAUCAAUUUCCGUUGCAAGAAAAUCAUCUUCCGCAGGGAAUAGGCAGCUUUUUGCAACCUAAUCCCAUUCAGAGCUUUCAUCAAGCUUCAAGUAUACAGCUUUCUAAUCAAAUAAGACCUACUGAUGAUCAGUUGAGACAAAAACAAGGAAAUCGAGUAUUUCGUCAUGAAAGUGGAGUCGGGAACUUCGGAAUAAAUUCUCAAAAUUACAAUAGGUUCAAUGAUGCACCUUUUAGAAAUCACUUUUUGCCAGGGAAUAGAUUUAAUCCUGAUGCGGAAUUAAAACAUUUAUUAGCUCAAACUAAUCUUAACUCAAGGGCUCAUGACGACUUGAAUAUAGUGUCUAAGGUAUUAUCUUUGAACCAUGGAAUUCCGAUAAAUAAUGUUUCAAAUAGACUACCAUUUGAUAGCCGAAGACAAAAAAGAACUUCCUAACAAAUUAUAAGUAAGUUCAAAUAGUUGCAAAGUAAUUAUAUGAGGCUCAUAACUUUAAGAAACCUUUAGAAAUAUGAGUACCUGUGAAAGUAUGAGACUACCCUUAUUAUUCUGAGAAUAUGAUAAGUUUAGAGAUAAGUUAAUAUUACAGAGCGUCAUUAUGCAGCAGAAUCUGGAACAUUGUUUUUUGAACAAACAAUCCAAAGAAAACCCAUUGAAAUGGUUUUGUAUUUUUGUUUCUAUUCAGUCAAUCGUUCAUGUUUCGUGUUACUCAUAUAAAGUAGAUUUUAUUUAUUUUGCACUAUUUAUGGAGGAAGUAAAAGCUAUCAUUACAUAUCUAUAAUAUGUUUUAGUAGGCACUACCUAGGUAUAGUUAUUUACUUAGUAUUUGAUUGGAAUUUUGUUCAAAUAUUAAAAUAUAGAUUAAAUUCGUUUUUAAACAAUUAAUUUAUUUAACAUAUUACAAUAAUGCCAUAAGUAGUUAACAAAGUAGGUACCGGUAGGUGUAGUUAGUUUUAAAAAUUGUAGUAAAUUAGGAUUAGUAAAGAUGGGUACCUACCUAAUUAGGUAGGUACUGAGAGUUUUAUUUUAAUUAUUUCAAUAAGUUAACUGCAAUCUGAGCUGGCUGGUGGCAAAUGGCUGGUCUUGAAGUCUGUGAUGGCAGCGGGC
Messenger RNA from Pararge aegeria (speckled wood butterfly), 2465 nucleotides. RefSeq lists its product as uncharacterized. NCBI's taxonomy places the organism in Eukaryota, Metazoa, Arthropoda, Insecta, Lepidoptera, Nymphalidae. The transcript is spliced from 2 exons. Bases 75 to 1796 code for a protein of 573 amino acids. The record is from RefSeq and is a predicted model, not a curated record.